Orycteropus afer afer is the source of this 664-nucleotide messenger RNA. It is a transcript of the gene TPPP, whose product is annotated as tubulin polymerization promoting protein. Gene Ontology annotation, molecular function: tubulin binding. Gene Ontology annotation, cellular component: microtubule. Lineage: Eukaryota; Metazoa; Chordata; Mammalia; Tubulidentata; Orycteropodidae. The record is from RefSeq and is a predicted model, not a curated record. Gene Ontology annotation, biological process: microtubule bundle formation; microtubule polymerization; positive regulation of protein polymerization.
CAUGGCCGACAGCAAGGCCAAGCCCACCAAGGCAGCCAACAAGACGCCCCCCAAGUCUCCAGGGGACCCUGCGAGGGACAGAGCAGCCAAGCGGCUCUCGCAGGAGUCGGAAGGCGCCCUGGAGGGUGCGGCAGCGGCCCCAGAGCUCAGCGCCCUGGAGGAGGCCUUCCGCAGGUUCGCAGUGCACGGGGACCCACGGGCCACGGGCCGCGAGAUGCACGGCAAGAACUGGUCCAAGCUGUGCCGGGACUGCCAGGUCAUCGACGGCAAGAACGUGACCGUCACCGACGUGGACAUCGUCUUCAGCAAGAUUAAGGGCAAGUCCUGCCGCACCAUCACGUUCGAGCAGUUCAAGGAGGCGCUGCAGGAGUUGUCGAAGAAGCGGUUCAAGGACAAGAGCGGGGAGGAGGCCGUACAGGAGGUGCACCGCCUCAUCGAGGGCAAAGCGCCCAUCAUCUCGGGGGUGACGAAAGCUGUCUCGUCGCCCACCGUGUCGCGGCUCACCGACACCACCCGGUUCACGGGCUCCCACAAGGAGCGCUUCGACCCGUCUGGCAGAGGCAAGGGCAAGGCGGGCCGCGUGGACCUGCUGGAUGAGUCGGGCUAUGUGUCGGGCUACAGGCACGCAGGCACCUACGACCAGAAGGUGCAGGGUGGCAAGUAG